Messenger RNA from Pogona vitticeps (central bearded dragon), 1054 nucleotides. RefSeq names its product partner of NOB1 homolog (gene PNO1). The record is from RefSeq and is a predicted model, not a curated record. Gene Ontology annotation, cellular component: nucleus. Gene Ontology annotation, molecular function: RNA binding. NCBI's taxonomy places the organism in Eukaryota, Metazoa, Chordata, Lepidosauria, Squamata, Agamidae.
UUGAGGCGAGAAGCCGGCGGGUCCCGCCUCUUCCUGUCAGCGCGUGCCUGGAGCAGAGAGGGCUCGUGCGGAGGGGGGCUGGCGAUGGAAGGCGCGGGCGAGGCGAGGCUGCCGACGGCUCCCGUUGCGAUGGACACGCAGGCGCCCGGCGAGGGUGCGGGGUCUCCCGGCGAGGGAGACUUCACCAGCGUCUGCAAGCGGAAGAGGCGCCGGGAGGGGGCCAUGGAAACGAGCGGGUGCCCGUUGCCCAGGAAGCGGCCGGAUUUCCCCCCUCUUCGUGGGGACGCCCUUGGAAAUGGGAAAAGUGAAAUGAGAAAAAUUCCUGUACCAGCGAACAGAUAUACACCUUUGAAGGAGAACUGGAUGAAAAUAUUUACUCCUAUUGUAGAACAUUUGCAACUUCAGAUUAGGUUUAAUUUAAAAAGCAGAAAUGUGGAGAUAAAGACAUGUAAAGAAACUAAAGACAUAAGCGCUUUGACAAAAGCAGCUGAUUUUGUGAAAGCUUUUAUACUUGGAUUUCAAGUAGAGGAUGCUCUUGCUCUAAUAAGAUUAGAUGACCUUUUUCUAGAAUCCUUUGAAGUAACGGAUGUGAAACCUCUAAAAGGAGAUCAUCUUUCUAGAGCAAUAGGAAGAAUUGCUGGAAAAGGUGGAAAAACAAAAUUCACCAUUGAAAAUGUAACAAGAACGCGAAUAGUUCUUGCAGAUUCAAAAGUUCAUAUUUUAGGGUCUUUCCAGAAUAUCAAAAUGGCAAGAACAGCAAUUUGCAAUCUCAUUCUAGGAAGUCCUCCAUCAAAGGUUUAUGGGAAUAUUAGAGCAGUGGCCAGCAGAGCAGCAGAAAGGUUCUAAGACCAAGGAUUCAGAUUUGAUGCUGUAUUGUUUUUUUUGCACAAGAAAAAGGACUGGUAUGCAGAAGUCAUAAUAAUAAACUGAUGGCAAUCCUCCAUGCUAGUAUGACUGUUAUCUAAAGAAAACCAUCUGCAGAAUUAUCCUCACCCAAGCAUACUCUCCGAAUAUAAACUGAUAUGUACAAUAAAAAUGGCACUAGUUUGCUUUA